AUGUCGCGCCGUCUGAAGACCACCUACUCGAUGCUUGGCCUCAACGGCCGCACGAUGCAUCCGCCACCACCGCAGCCACAGCCGGAGCCUGAGCCGGAGCCGCAGGCCAACGCCGACUACAGCACCGACGAGGACGUAGACCCAUGGUUCGCGGCGUGGGACGAGGUCCACGUCACAGCCGCGGAAGAAGAGGCGGCGGAGGAGGCAGCGGAGGAGGUAGCGCAGUCAGGGCAGCCGCCGCAGGCCCCCGCCCACCCGGAUCAAGUGGCGAUCCUCGCGUCGCUGAAGGUGGAACGAUACCACCAGCGGUUGAAGGAGGAGAGGGACGAGUUCAUCAAUGACGCGAACCUCCAGCACGACCUCGAGAUCUCGUGCCAGCGAGCGGCCACGGAGGAGGUGGCGAGGCACGCCGAGAUCCAUGCUUCUCGGGAAAGGAUGGAAGCGCGGGGACAUCGCCGCCGGCAAGCCCCUGUGACGCCGGUCGCCAUGCUCCACCGCCAGAUGCACGAAGCUAGGGAGGAGAAGCGGGCACGGACGCAGGCCGCAAUGACGAAGAACGAUGACGAGGCAGGGCCGUCGAGCGGACCAACCGACGGCCAGUAG
This is a messenger RNA of Lolium perenne, 603 nucleotides long. Lineage: Eukaryota; Viridiplantae; Streptophyta; Magnoliopsida; Poales; Poaceae. The record is from RefSeq and is a predicted model, not a curated record.